UAGCCAUAAAUCGAAGAGGAUCUUUCCUCAAACUAGACAGCUAACGAGGAAGGGGUAAGAGAUAUACAAUUAGGAGAUGUAUCCUCUCCCUCUCUCACACUUUUUGAAAGAAUACGAAGAGCGUUUGGUCGCCCUCUAACUCCCCCUCAAAGUGACUCGAUAACUCAUGAAAGUGCGUAUGAGCCAGCAGUCACGGAAUUAAUAUAUUGUAUCUGUCAUUCAAAACAACACUUGAGCAGUUUGAGCUUGAAGGUCUUUAUCUAACCUGUGAAUUUUUGUUUCAUUAGUGCUGAAGCAAACGAAUGAACUUGGAGUUUCACAUCAAGUGAAUACUAAGACGCAGUACGAAGAUACAAAGUGUCGCGAUGAGCAGAACAAUCUUGGAGGACUCCGAAAUUGCAGAGGAGAAUUGCAGCUCAAGUUCACGGAUUGACGGAGCUCAGACACAGAUCACCUGUAGAUUUCGGCAAUGCUUCGUGGAAACUGGUAACUCAUUGGGCCUUCCGCAAAUAAGACAUCGUAGGCGUGUACGCAGAGCAAAAGUAUUAUCAAAGGAAAAUAGUUUGUGGUUACUCCAAACUAUAUCCGAACUAUCACAACAAGUUGAUGAUCUGGAGAAGGAAGUAAAUCUAGCACUAAAAAAAUAUUUUGAGUUAAUUUCGAAGUCCAAUUCAACAAGAAGAGAUAAAAAUUUUGUAGAAAAUGUAGAUGAUAGCAAAGAAGACAUGCUGAUUAUUGAAACAUCGGACAUAGAUUCGGAAUGAAUUCAGUUGUUUCAUUAGCGUUAUGAUAAUUAUUUCUGAAAAUGUCAGUAAUUUUUGUUUUUUUUGUCAAUGACCUGUUUAGAUUAUAUGUUUGAUAUUUUGGUCUGUAUCCAUUUGAUACUAAGUUUUGAUUAAAAUGAUCUUACGCUAAAAGAUGAAUAUUAGCUGCAUAUUGUAAUGAAUGAAAGUCGCUUGUCCAACCAUAACCGUUGUCAACAUCGAAGAGAAUAAGUACGUUUAGAUGGUUGAACGUAGAGAUUAAUAGCCGGUCUUGCGAUUAUCGCGCUGAAAUCCUUCAGGAGUACAUUAUUCUUAUUCCUAAAAUUCAAAAUUCCGUUGCAAUAUAAUAAUACUAAUGUUGUUUG
This is a messenger RNA of Trichogramma pretiosum, 1129 nucleotides long. RefSeq lists its product as uncharacterized. Bases 366 to 764 code for a protein of 132 amino acids. The transcript has 3 exons. Lineage: Eukaryota; Metazoa; Arthropoda; Insecta; Hymenoptera; Trichogrammatidae. The record is from RefSeq and is a predicted model, not a curated record.